UGCUGCAGCGGAACGCGGAGUCGCAAGCUGUGCACACGACGUCGGGUCUAAAUUUCUCGGGAUUGUCGUGCAAGUGAAACGAAAUAAUCGACACGGGAAUUGUCCCGACGGGCAAAUGCCCGUAAUGCCUACGUAAAUACGCAGGACGUAGUAACGUGUCAGGAUGUGCUGUGGCGAAUCCAGUGUUCCAAGAGAGAUCCGCCGAUUGAAACGCGCAGCCACGCUAUAACCCGUUAUUUUUCCUAUCAAAAAGAGGCACGCGAAAGUACACCUCGCUUUCUUCGUCUCGGUACGCUCCUACGCUCGUGUUGUCAACAAUUUGCAAAAUAAUUUGUGGGGGAUAGCUGCGUGCCAUCCCUCGUGCUUCCACGAGCAUUAACCAAGGCCACGUGGACCACGUCGGGAGCCUAAAAAAAUAUGUGCCAGUAUGUCCGAAGCCGAUGCGCCAGAAGCAGCGAGCGAGAUCGACAGGCAGGCGUCGGUUUACGUGUUUCCUGGAUCGGGUCGACAGCACUAUCCCACUUCGGCACCGGCACAGCCAGCUACUUUCGCAGUCGAUGUCGCCUCCACGACUACCGUUUCAUCGUCCGCACCAUCGAGCGCCGUCGCGAAGAACAACAGCGAGAACGACGACGAGUCCGCAGCGCGAACCCGAAGAAGGCCGUGCUCGAGGACCCACGCAAGGUCGGCCAGUCACGGCGGCGUGUUGGUGGAAUGUCUGACGAACACGGGAUUCCAGCAACACGGUUCCCAUCUGGGGCCCCUGUCCACGAUCAGCGGCUCGAGGCCCUCGGCCCUCAAGAAGCCUGGCCACCAGAGAGCCUUCAGUCAAGGCCAGGUGGUCGAUGUUCAAGGACACGCCGUCACGGGGCACAGCCGCGUCGGCUCCAGGACAGACUUCAUCCUACCGCCGGGCCACAGGGAGGACUCGAGGCCGCCCACCGCUGGGAAAGUGCCCUCGUUUCGAGGCCACUCGCGCCAAGCGUCCAGAUCGGAGUCGAUAUACACGAUAAGACGUAGCGCGGAACCUCCCUGGUGGAGGAAAGUCUGGGCCCGGUGCUUCGGACCCAUACCAGAGGAACCUCGUUUAAGGACAAUAGUACCGAAUCAUUUAGUGCCGCCGAAAACGCCGCCGAGUCAGCAUCCCAACGGCAAGAGAGUGAACAAUAGAGUACGCACAACAAAGUACACCAUACUGAGCUUCCUACCUCGCAAUCUCCUCGAACAAUUUCGCCGCGUGGCCAAUAUAUAUUUUAUAUUUAUCGUUCUACUUAAUUGGGUGCCAGCCAUAAACGCCUUCGGCAAGGAGGUCGCGAUGAUACCGGUGAUGUUCGUGCUGGGUGUGACAGCGCUGAAAGAUUACUUCGAGGACCGGCGAAGGCUCGCCAGCGAUCGUCGCGUCAAUAACUUCACCUGUCGCGUUUACGUCGGCGAAGUCGAUAGGUAUGCGAAAGUAGCGUGGAAAGACGUGAAGGUCGGUGACCUGGUGCACCUCUCGAAUAACGAACUCGUGCCGGCCGACGUGCUGCUGCUGAGAAGCAGCGAUCCUCAGGGUGUAGCUUAUAUCGACACGUGCAACCUCGACGGGGAGACUAAUCUAAAGGAACGGCAAGUCGUCAGAGGAUUCGUCGAUCUCCAGGACACGUUCCAACCAGCCAAGUUUCGAUCAGUGAUCGAGGUCGACCAACCGAGCACCAGGAUAUAUAGGUUUCACGGAGCCGUCGUUCAUCCGAACGGCCGCAGAGUACCUGUCUCUACUGAGAAUCUUCUGCUCAGGCAAUGCUUGUUAAAAAAUACCGAUUUCGUGGAGGGUAUCGUGAUAUACGCUGGUCACGAAACGAAAGCGAUGCUCAAUAACGGCGGACCUAGGUACAAGCGUUCGCGACUGGAAAAACGAAUGAACAGCGACGUUAUAUGGUGCGUGGCAAUUUUAGUGGUGCUGUGCGUGAUAGGCGCCACCGGGUGUAGACUCUGGCUCUCCGAGUUUACCGGUUUGACGUUCGUUCCGUUCAUACCGGUCCUUCAGGACCCAAACUACGAGAGCAUGUUGACGUUCUGGACGUUCGUGAUAAUCCUGCAAGUGAUGAUACCGCUGAGCCUGUACGUCACCAUCGAAAUGGCGAAAGUGGGCCAGAUUUAUCACAUCGGACACGACGUCGCUCUAUAUGACGCGGAGACGGGACGUUCGGCUGAAUGCCGCGCGCUCAAUAUCACCGAGGAAUUGGGUCAGGUGCAGUAUAUAUUCUCCGAUAAAACUGGCACGCUCACGGAAAACAAAAUGCUGUUUAGGCGGUGUGCCGUGGGUGGACAAGACUAUUCGCACGGUGGGGACGAUGAGAACCCAGUACCUUCCUCAAGACUGAAAGAGGAUCUCCUCAUAAGCACGUUUAGACACCACCUGCAAGAAUUCCUAAUCGUGCUAGCAAUAUGUAAUACCGUUGUGGUCAAUUCCCAGCCCCAUUACGAUUCUAUGAAUUCAAGCGGAGUCAUCCAGGAACCUCAGAAGAACGGUGAACAAACGGGCAGAUAUACAAGAAUGAUAGAUAGGAGCUUAACUCCGUCACCUAUCAUACCUUUGUCUACACUGUCACACCCGACCAACAGCCUCGACGAGAACGUGUCGUCGAUUUCUUCAAUGGUCGAAGCAGAGUCUGUUCUGAACAACUCGACGAAGUUAGCGAGUAAAUUGCCAAGGCCAAAAUUCUUAAACGUAGCUUCGAUACCAAGUUUAGGAAUGGGAUUACUGGGAAGAAAACUGUCCCCGAACGGAGCGCAUAAGAGACGCAGUCCGUUAACUCCGAUCGACGGCAUCGAUAAGAACGGUGACGAAUUGUUACGUUCGACUGCAAUUUACGAAGCCGAAAGUCCGGACGAACUUGCUCUUGUGAAUGCAGCCCGUGCUUACGAUGUGAAGCUUCUUAAGCGAACGACGUGUAACGCGAUCGUUUGCCUGCCAGAUAAAUCUAUUCUUACUUUCGAGAUUCUUCAUAUUCUGCCGUUCGAUUCUAAUCGGAAAUGUAUGUCUAUUUUGGUGCGACAUCCUCUCACGAACGAGUUCGUUGUUUAUAGCAAGGGUGCUGAUACAAAGAUAUUGUCUUCUCUAACUCCUCAAGAUGAGAAUUCGAUACCGACGAUGAAAGUUCGACAGUAUAUGCAAUCGUACGCGCGUCAAGGCCUUCGGACUUUAGUGAUGGCGAAGAGAUCCCUGACGCCGCAAGAAUACGAGAAUUGGCGUCAGAAGCAUCACGACGCCGAACUCGCAAUGGAGAAUCGCGAAGCCCGUAUUCAAGAAUCGUACGCGAAUCUUGAAUCUCAUUUGACCCUCUUAGGUGCCACUGGUAUCGAAGAUAAACUUCAAGCCGGAGUACCGGAGACUAUGGCUACUCUCGUGGCAGCCGGGAUCGUAAUUUGGGUUUUAACAGGAGACAAACCGGAAACGGCAGUCAAUAUCGCCUACUCAGCGCGUCUUUUUUCGCCUGCGAUGCAAUUAUUAUGGUUGCAAGCGAGGUCGAAGACUGUUGCCGAAGCCUUGAUUCAUGGAUAUCUAGAAUCCGCUCGUAAGGAAAGUACGAUUCAUGGAAUAGAUAAUAUCAGAGAAAUCUCGAUGUUUAAUCGUGAUGCGGCAGAGAAUGACGCACACAGAAUAGACAGCCCGUGGCCAAAGCAACGCGCACUCGUCGUAGACGGUAAAACUUUGACCGUCAUUCUCGAUCCACGAUCAGGAUUGACGCGACCGUUUCUCGAGCUGACAAAGACAUGUUCCAGCGUGUUAGCUUGUCGAGCUACGCCUCUUCAAAAGGCAUACAUAGUACGCAUAGUAAAAGAACAAUUGGGAAUGAGAACCUUGGCGAUCGGGGACGGUGCGAACGACGUUAGUAUGAUACAAACUGCGGAUGUGGGAGUCGGUAUAUCCGGACACGAAGGAACACAAGCCAUUAUGGCCGCAGAUUUUGCGAUCUCACGAUUCUCGAUGCUCAGCAGGCUCCUUCUGCUUCAUGGCCAAUGGUGUUACGAUCGCCUGUCCAGAAUGAUUUUAUAUUUUUUUUACGAGAACGCUACCCUUGUGUUUGUUUUAUUUUGGUAUCAGCUCUACUGCGGUUUCACGGGGACAGUUAUGAUGGACCAAAUUUACUUAAUGUUAUAUAAUUUAUUGUUCACGUCAAUGCCGCCGCUCGUAUUGGGCAUAUACGAUCGCGUGGCCUCGCCUAGUGUUCUUUUAUCGAUGCCCCAUCUUUACAAAAGGGGACGCCUCGGACUCGUGUAUCAGCCGCAUUCCUUUUGGAUAACCAUUGCCGAUGCUUUGUACCAAAGUAUCGUUAUCUUUUUUAUUAACGAGGGCGUGUACUACGAUUCGACUAUUGAUGUAUGGGAAUUCGGAACUACCAUACUGACCUGUUGCAUUGUAAUUAUGUUGACUCACAUCGCCAUAGAAAUUAGAUCCUGGACUAUAAUACAUCUUUUCGCUGUAGCUGGAUCGUUGGGAGUGUUUUUCGGUUUCGCUUUAAUUUACAAUGCCGUUUGUGUUAAUUGCAUGGGUCUCCUUUGUUCCUAUUGGGUAAUGGAAAUGGCCAUCGCGAAGUACACGUACUGGCUCACAGUAAUACUUACCUGUGUUUUGGCAUUAUUACCACGAUUAUUCUAUAGAACUGUAAUGACGACAAUAACUCCGGAUCUCAUGCAAAGUGCCGCGCUUAACGCCCCAUCGAAAAGUGGUGGCCAUAGGCAACGAAUCGCCGAGAGGAGUGAGAAUAAUUUUAUUGCCGGUUGGUCACGUUCAACGCAACACGCUACUAUAAGAAUCGGAGCUGAACACGAGACGUUGACAACUAUCGUUGCAUGACAUAUCUCGAGGUAUCACAGAAGACUGUCGGCGCGUUGUAAUAGAACGAUCGAUACUGUUAAACGGCGCUGCACCAUUAAACUUACCGGGAUACAAGGCGACGCCUCCUUUGCCGCAUUUCAAUCUCUACUGUUCCUAAGAUUUGCAAGAGUGCCGUUAGGGAGUGUACCGCGUUCGUUUCAAUGUGUAUUUUUUUCACCGAUAAGUGCUUUAGUAACUGUAUUAGCAAUUGAGAUGAUUCUUUGCAUUGUCAAUCGAGUAUUAGUACUUUUUAAUUGAAUCGUGUGGCCUUAAAUUUCAGACUACUGUUUAUUGCAUUUGAUGGCUGUGACUUUUAGGGACCAAGACUGCUAAUUCAGUAGUAACAUUGAAAAGCGUACGAACGAACCACGUGCAUGUGUUCGUGCGCGCGUUUUCUGGUUCUAUAUCGAAUCAGUUAAUUAUUCAGGUCGCAAUUAUUCUUUAUGGAAUAAGCGUAAAAGAGUGUAUAUUGUAAAAAGAAAUACGCGGAACAUACAUUGUCUCUUACGAAGUGUAUUUGUCUCUUCGUAUAGCAUGCCGCAAGCGUAACGCUUGUAUUAAUGUAAUUUCCGAAAUAUAAUCGUCUGCCAGUAUAGAGGUUCUAUUAAUCGUGUACGUUAGAUGUUAUUACACGUUGCACGUGUCGAUAUAGUAUUUUGAUAAGCGAGAAAGGACAACAUGGGUGUAUGUAAUUCUUAUCAGUAAAAGGAAGUGUUCUCUAAAA
Molecule: messenger RNA, 5585 nt
Organism: Ceratina calcarata
Lineage: Eukaryota; Metazoa; Arthropoda; Insecta; Hymenoptera; Apidae
Product: putative phospholipid-transporting ATPase VA
Exons: 18
Coding region: 428-4840 (1470 amino acids)
Biological process (GO): phospholipid translocation
Cellular component (GO): plasma membrane
Molecular function (GO): ATP hydrolysis activity; ATPase-coupled intramembrane lipid carrier activity; ATP binding
Source: RefSeq, a predicted model, not a curated record